This is a messenger RNA of Dromiciops gliroides (monito del monte), 1800 nucleotides long. RefSeq names its product RNA binding region (RNP1, RRM) containing 3 (gene RNPC3). Gene Ontology annotation, biological process: mRNA splicing, via spliceosome. Bases 122 to 1654 code for a protein of 510 amino acids. The transcript has 15 exons. Lineage: Eukaryota; Metazoa; Chordata; Mammalia; Microbiotheria; Microbiotheriidae. Gene Ontology annotation, cellular component: U12-type spliceosomal complex. The record is from RefSeq and is a predicted model, not a curated record. Gene Ontology annotation, molecular function: pre-mRNA intronic binding; U12 snRNA binding; protein binding.
UCUCGCGUGGUUUUAGAUGAGGCUGUGCUUCCGGCCGUAGUCUUGAAUCCGUCCUCUAAGCUUGUGUUUUCUCCCGUUCCUGUCACCACAACCUCUGACUGAGGUGGCGGCGUCGGGGGAGAUGGCUUCACUGGAGCAGGUCCCGCUGUCGCGGGGCUGCCAAGGUUCUUCAACGCCGCCCCUGCCGCGGGCCAACAAAACCCUCCUGGUGCGGCACUUGCCGGCCGAGCUGACGGCGGAGGAGAAGGAACAUCUCCUGAAGCACUUUGGUGCCCAGGCCGUCCGGGUCCUGUCUGACAAGGGCCGCUUGAAACACACUGCUUUUGCUACUUUCCCUAAUGAAAAAGCAGCGAUAAAGGCAUUAUCAAGACUUCAUCAGCUAAAAGUUUUAGGUCACACUUUAGUUGUUGAAUUUGCAAAAGAACAAGACCAAGCUUCUUCCCUCUGUCAGACUUCAUAUUCAGAGAAAAAGAAAAGGUCUGAUGAACCUGUGGAAGAAGAUAAAGAAAAAAAAGAGCCAAGUUGUUUGACCAUAGAAAAUGGAAUUGCACCAAAUCAUGGACUAACUUUUCCUCUAAAUUCGUGCCUCAAAUACCUGUAUCCACCACCUUCAAGCACAAUACUAGCCAACAUAGCAAGUGCCUUGGCAAGUGUGCCUAAGUUCUAUGUACAGGUGCUUCAUCUUAUGAAUAAAAUGAACUUACCCACACCUUUUGGACCAAUUACUGCCCGACCUCCCAUGUAUGAAGAGUAUAUGCCAGUGCAUGUGCCUCUUCCUCCUGUACCUCCUUUGCCAUCUGAAGCGCCUCCUGUGCCAGAAGAAGGUGAAGGAUCUAGUGGAGAAGAAUCAGAAUAUGAAAGUGGUGAUGAUGAAGCCCGAGAGAGGAUGACAAAACUGAUGGAAUUAGCUAAUUUUCAACCCAAAAGACCAACGACUGCAAAGCAACGCCGUGUAAGGAAAAGGCAAAAGAUAAAGGACAUGUUGAAUGUGCCUGCAUCUACUUCACAUAGUAAUUUACACCCUGCGCUGUUGCCUUCAGAUGUGUUUGAGCAACUUCAACCUGUAGAGCAUAAAAAAAUAGAAUUCAAUAUAUCUUCUGGGAUGCCUGCUGUGUUUGUAAAAGAUUUAGAGGGAGAACAAAAUCGUGAUUUAUCUGCUCCUGGAGAUACAACCAAUGAAGGAUUUGGAAAGAUCUUUCCAGCUCCUAUUCUGAAUGACAAAGAGGAGAUUCAAGAAGACUCAGAUGAGAUACCAGCAGAAUUUGUCUCUAGAAAAGAGUUGGAAAAAGGCAGAAUUUCUAAAGAAGAAAUGGAAACACUUUCAGUUUUCAAAAGUUAUGAACCAGGGGAUCCAAACUGUAGGAUUUAUGUAAAGAACUUAGCAAAGCAAGUUGAGGAAAAUGAUCUUAAGUUUAUUUUUGGAAGAUAUGUUGACUUUUCAUCACAAACAGAACGAAUCAUGUUUGACAUACGCUUGAUGAAAGAAGGACGAAUGAAAGGCCAAGCUUUUAUUGGAUUUCCAGAUGAAAAGGCUGCAGCUAAAGCUUUAAAAGAAGCUAAUGGAUAUGUACUUUUUGGAAAACCCAUGGUGGUGCAAUUUGCUCGAUCUGCUAGACCAAAACAAGAUCCUAAAGAUGGAAAAAGGAAAAGAUAAUUACUAAAGAAGCAUUCCUGCGUAAAUACUGCAGUAAUACUGUCAUGCAAAGUGUAUCCUUUCUUGUUGUAUCCUUUUUGGGGCAGUGCUUUUUUGUAGAAAUCUUAUUUCUUUUUAUUUUUUUCCCUAAUGUAGAUUGUAGAUUA